Molecule: messenger RNA, 3296 nt
Organism: Cuscuta campestris
Lineage: Eukaryota; Viridiplantae; Streptophyta; Magnoliopsida; Solanales; Convolvulaceae
Source: the annotation of a GenBank genome assembly
AACUAAUCCAGCAAAGACUUCACAAACCCACCAUCUUCAACCUUCUUGGACAAACCCAGUCCACUAGAAAUUGGUGGCUCCCUUAGUUUCUUGGCUUUGACAUUUUGAGCUGUUGACAUUCUAUUUAUCAGCCAUUCUGUGUAAACAAAACGAAAUUUGAGUCCAUUGACAUAGCUGCGAUUGAUUAAAUGUUACGGAGUUAUUAUUAAAGAAUUCCCUAGCUUGAAAAAAACUUUGUUUUUUUUUUGUCAAAAGUUCAUCUUAGCGUCAUAAAAUAGGAUUCUUGGGGAAAUCUGAGAAUCUGGGGUUUCUUUGUUUCCAUCAUUUUUAUGUUAGAAAGAAUGGGAAAAUGGCCAUGAUUGCCAGGCUAGGGUUCUUGGUAGCUGCUUCAGUUGCAGUCUAUGCAGUCAAGCAGCUUAAUCUCAAAACCCAAAGACAUUCAAAGCCUUCAUCAGGAAAUAGUGGAACAAACACUUGGAAUGAAGAGGAAGAGAAAAAGCAGAUUACAUGUUCUAAGAAUGGCCUCAAAGAGGUUUUUAUUGUUGUUUAAGUGCUACUCAGUUAAAAAAAUUAGACAUGAUUCUUUGUGGAUCACCUAAGUUGUGAAUAAUCUUGUUUUUUCCCUUUCCAGCGUAUUUCCAUGUACUCCAUAUUACGGAGUAUAUUAUUGUUGUUUAAGGAUUAAGUUCAUAGAUCAAGAAACUCAUUGCAUAUGGCAGUGGUUUACCAAACCAAACCAAACAAACUAGUAAAUUUCACUCAAGAAUAGGGCAUGAGGGAAGGAGAUGUGUUUAGACUGCAACUCUACUUAGAGAUGCUGUUUCCCAGAAGACCUUCACCAAAUUGUGAUAUGUAGUAGUUUGCCAGCCUCUCCAUUUUCAGUAAGAGUUAGGUCUGCAUACACGCAUCCUCCCAAUACCUUACUUGUGGGAUUUUUCUGGGUCUGUUUUUGUUGCCUAAACUACUGUUAAUUAAUGCCCACAAUUGAUACUUUAAUUCAAAAUUGAGAUGAAAUUGCCAAUUUGUAAUAUUAGCAUUAAAUUCCCUCUUGAUUUACUCCGUAUGAAACAACAGAAAUUUCUUUCCAUGUAUGUUUUAUGCUUUGUAGGGUGGAGAGGAAGAAGAGGUUAAAUUAAUGAAUGGAAUUUGCAAUCCCACAUUGAGGAAACCACUGAAUAUAGAAGAAGACCUUUUUCUUCAAUUCGAACAUCUUUUAUGUGGCGAGAUGGACUUUCCAUUGCCUGGUAAUAUUUAUGAUUCAGAAAAUGCAAAGAAAGAUCAAAAUGAGAUAGAACAGUUAAGAAACCUUGUAAAAGAGCUUGAGGAGAGAGAAGUGAAACUUGAAGCAGAACUGUUGGAAUACUAUGGGUUGAAGGAGCAAGAGUCGAACAUUCUUGAGUUACAAAAACAGCUCAAAGUUAAGGCAGUGGAGAUUGACGUGCUCAAUAUUACCAUAAACAGAUUGCAGGAUGAGAAGAAAAGGCUUCAAGAGGAGGUUUCUAAGUCCUCUUUUGCUAGAAAAGAGUUAGAGGAGGCAAGGAACAAAAUAAAGGAGAUGCAGAAGCAGAUUCAGGUUGAGGCGAACCGAACGAAAGAACAGUUAUUGUUGCUUAAGCAGCAAGUUAGUGUACUUCAAGCAGAGGAACGAGAAGCCUUGAAAGGGGGUGCUGAGAUGGAGAAGAUGGUUAAAGUUCUAAAGGAGUUGGAGGUGGAAGUUAUGGAGCUUAAGAGGAAGAACAAAGAGCUUCAGAUUGAGAAGAGAGAAUUGGCGAUGAAGCUAGAUGCUGCUGAAGCCAAAAUGAAAUCCCUCCCCAACAUGAAAGAGUUGCAGGGUGAAGUGGUUUCUAGCACUAAGGAAGAGGUAGCAGCAUUGAGGCAUAAAAAUGAGGAUCUUCAGAAACAAGUUGAAGGACUGCAGAUGAACAGAUUCAAUGAAGUGGAAGAAUUAGUGUAUCUUCGUUGGUUGAAUGCAUGCUUACAGUAUGAACUUCGGAACUAUCAAACACCCACUGGCAAAAUAUCAGCUUGUGACCUUAACAAAAGUUUGAGCCCAAAUUCUCAGGAGAGAGCCAAGCAGCUGUUAUUAGAAUACGAAACCAACUUUUCAUUCCCGUCUUCUCCUGGAAGUGAAGAUUUUGAUACUACUACUGCUACUGCUACCACCACUAGUACCUCUGUUGAUAGUUCAACUAGUAAAAAGCCUAGCUUGAUUCAGAAGUUGAAGAAAUGGGGAAGAAGCAAAGAUAAAGUCCAUAGAGCCCCCGAGUUAGCUGAGUUUUACCAAAAUGUGAUCAAACGCGAGUGGAAAAAGGAUUCAUCGCCACCCUUGAUUUCUUCCACAUCCAGCAUGUCAGAUGCAAGGAGCAACAUCAAUGGAGAAAUGGAACAUGGAUCAUCCUUUCGUUUAGCGGUGAAGUCUGAUGUGGGAACAAAAGCUGAUUUCGUCCAGUCACUGGCAGCUGAAGUUCGUACAUCUUUGUUUUCCAAAGCAGAUGAUUUGGUGGCAUUUGUUAAUUGGCUAGAUGAAGAGCUCUCCUCCUUGGCUGAUGAACGAGCUGUUCUCAAGCAUUUUGAUUGGCCAGAAGGGAAAUCAGAUGCAUUGCGAGAAACGGCAUUCGAGUACCAGGAAUUAAUGAAACUUGAGAACCAAGUUUCCUCGUUUGUUGACGAUCCAAGUCUUUCUUGGGAUGCUGCAUUGAAAAAGAUGUAUGAACUACUUGAGAAGGUGGAACAGAGUGUUUAUGAACUAUUGCACACGAGGGACAUGACUAUAUCACGAUACAGAGACUUUGGAAUACCCACAGAUUGGUUGCUAGAUUCUGGUGUGCUUGGAAAGAUUAAGCUCUCGUCUGUCCAGCUGGCUCGUACGUACAUGAAACGUGUAGCAUUAACACUGGAUGCGUUGAGCGGGCGUGAUAAGGAACCACCCAGAGAGUUUUUAAUCCUACAAGGCGUUCGUUUUGCUUUCCGUGUGCAUCAGUUUGCUGGAGGGUUUGAUGCCGAGAGCAUGAAGGCGUUUGAAGAGCUUAGGAGUCGCGUGCACGCACAAACCGGAGACGCUAAGCAAGAAGAUUGAACUUUUGUUUUCACAUUUUUAGCCCCCAAAGGAAUUUGUACAGUAUAAUUUCAUAAUUUUGUUACUCCAAGUAUAGGAAACAAAACUCAUCAUGUUGUACUUUAUACUCUAUUUGCUUUAAAGAAAAGGUGUGCAUAACUUAGAUGACAAUGAAAAUGUGUAAAAGACGACAAUACACGAAUUCAACUCAAGACAAUGACAAUGAAGAUGGACUAUGCAU